AUGAGUGAAGAUAUCCCCAUAGAAACUCCAGGGCCAGAGUUUAGUGUCGCCUUCCUAGCUCUUAUCGUUUUCUCUGGACUGACUGUCACCACCAAUAGCCUCAUCCUGGCUGCCUUCUACGUCGAGAAGAAACUGCGGACAUACAACAACUGCUACGUCUUCAACAUGACUAUUGCAGAUUUGGUCGUGGGACUAUUCUGCAUGCCCAUACUUUCUACGAUCCAUCUCUUCAACGGUUGGCCCUUUGGGAAGGUGGCGAGCAUUCUGUUCAUGGGGUUCCAGAAUUCGAUCCUGGCUGUGUCCGUGUGUGGUGUUGUCGUAGUGUGCAUUGAUCGUUACUUAGCUACGUUCUUUCCCAUCCUGCACUACCAGAGACGGAGUAUCCGCAAGGCUGUGGUGGUCAACAUACUCACCUGGGUCGCAUCAUUCGGAGUCUGGAUGAUGGUCACGUCCGGUUGGGACUUCAUCAAGCCAACCAACCUUGUCAUCUCCUCCGGCCUCUCCAGACCAAACUACAACCUGACCUACACAGCAAGCCUUCUUGUAUUCUUUCUGAGGUUCGGAUUGCCGUUUCUUCUGAUGACUGGUCUGUACAUCCGAAUUUACUUCCGUGUUAAAAACAUCGGCAGUAAAAAUCUCACAAAGUACUUUAACAGGGAGAGGGGCGUUGAAAAAGGACAUGCAAAAUCCGCUCCCCUGAUGACAUCGACUGAAGAAACAACUAUCUCAAGUGUUUCUUUGGAUAUGAUGAGCAAUGCAGGAGCGGCUAUUGGUGUCGCGAAUCCACAGAUCGGUGACGAAGAGUUUUCAAAUGGAAUUGGAGGUUUGAUGGCCUCCGCCGGUCCGACACGAACAUAUAAGAUCAUGCCAAGAGAUGACGAAGAAAAUGUGACGUCUCGGAGCAACGCUGUUUCGAAGGAACCCAAGAAAGAAUCGAGAACCGAAGGACGAAAGGCAAUGCGGACCAUGACCAUGAUUGUCCUGGUGUUUAUUCUGACCUGGCUACCAACGGCAGUCUCGGUCACCAUGUACGCCCUGGCUCCUGAUUUCUACCGAACCAUCAGUAAGUCCAUCAGGUUAUCUGAGAUAACACGCUGGAUUGCCUUCAGCAACAGCCUGGUGAACCCUUUGGCUUAUGCCAUGGCUCAACCCCUCUUCAGAAAGACCAUCAUUAAGAUCCUGCGGCGUUGUGUUGAUAGAAAAUCUCAGAAAUAG
Lytechinus pictus (painted urchin) is the source of this 1215-nucleotide messenger RNA. Its product is annotated as muscarinic acetylcholine receptor M1-like. The record is from RefSeq and is a predicted model, not a curated record. NCBI's taxonomy places the organism in Eukaryota, Metazoa, Echinodermata, Echinoidea, Temnopleuroida, Toxopneustidae. Gene Ontology annotation, cellular component: plasma membrane. The transcript has 2 exons. Gene Ontology annotation, biological process: adenylate cyclase-activating adrenergic receptor signaling pathway. Gene Ontology annotation, molecular function: dopamine neurotransmitter receptor activity, coupled via Gi/Go; G protein-coupled receptor activity. The coding region runs from base 1 to 1215 and encodes 404 amino acids.